GCCUGUCGUUAGCCACACCCCUUCCCUUCCCUGGAGAUCCGCCCCCAGCUUUGCCUUCCCAUUGCACUCUCCUUGAUCUCCACACCACUCCAUCUCCUGCCCCUUGCCCCCCGCCUAAGAGGGUCUCUGUCCUGCAUAGUCUGUCUCUCUGCGCGCACCUCUCCUUGGGGGCCUGCCUGGUUCUUUUUCUUCGCACCCAGGCGCUGCUGCCGCCAGCACCCGGAAUGGCUUGGUAUCACCUGGCAGUCAUCCUGCUUACCACCUGCCUGGUUUCUGCACUGGGUUUUCAACGGUCAUUCAUGGAAAUAGUUGUUCCUCAGAGGGUCCCGUCUGAUGCUGUUGGAAAUAUGGACAAGAUGAUCUUCAUUAUCAAACUGGAGGGGAUGCUAUACAGGAUUAAUCUGAGGCGACAAUCCUUUUUAACCAACAAUUUCAGAAUUUAUACAUAUAGCCCAGGUGGAUCUCUGAUGUCUGUUGCUCCUUCCAUUAAGCGGAACUGCUACUAUGAAGGCUAUGUCAGGGACUAUGAGGAUUCUGCUGUGAUGCUUAGCACCUGCGCUGGACUCAAGGGAGUGUUGCAGUUCCACAACGCCAGCUACGGGAUUGAGCCAAUGGGGCCGACUUCUGGGUUCCAACAUCUCGUUUAUCAAAUCGAUUACAGCAAUAGCAGCUAUCAGGUUUCGUCAGAGAAUUAUUCCGUGAAAUGGAGUGCAGCAUUGCCUCAGAAGCCACGAACAGGAGUAACAAUUAACUUCAGGACCAUGAGAUACGUGGAAAUGUAUGUGAUUGUGGCUCAGGAUCUGUAUAAUUUCUUGGGUUCUAAUGAAGACAUUGUGACAGAGAAAAUAACCCGGCUUAUCGGCUUUGUCAAUGCGAUGUUUUCCAAACUUAACAUCAAGAUUUUGCUGUCCUCUUUGGAGUUUUGGAUAGACCAGGAUCAAAUCCCCACUGCUGGAAAGGUCAACAAUCUACUGGAGAAGUUUGCUGACUGGAAACAUUCUCACCUCGCCCUUCGGCCCCACGACGUGGCAUUCUUAUUUCUCUACAGGGACUGGCCUAGUUCUGUGGGGUCCACAUUUGCCAGAAAGAUCUGCUCCAGACCCUCUUCUGCAGGGAUUGCCGUGUAUCAACAUGGAGUCACGCUGGAGAGCUUCUCAGUGAUCGUUGCACAACUGUUGGGGAUCAGCUUGGGCAUCUACUUUGACAACUCCAGGGACUGCCAGUGCUUGAAUUUCACCUGCCUAAUGCACACGAAAGCAAUCAGACGGUCCAGUGGCCCCAAGUCCUUCAGUAGCUGCAGCAUCAAAGACUUCCACAAUUUCCUGGGCUACGGGGAGGGGCAGUGCCUCUUGAACAAGCCACGCAUGGAUAUCAUGUACCGAGCGGCUUUCUGUGGCAACAAAGUUGUGGAAGAAGGGGAGCAGUGCGACUGUGGCACCGAGCAGCAGUGUAAGAAUGAUCGAUGCUGUGACUCAAACUGUAAGCUGAAAAGUGGCAAGGAGUGUGCCCAUGGCCCGUGUUGUGAGAAGAACUGCAAGCUGAAGAAAAGAGGCACCCUAUGCAGGAACACUCCUGAUGCUGACUGCGACCUGAAGGAGUACUGCAACGGCACCUCCACGGAGUGCUCGGAGAAUUUUUACGUCCAGAAUGGGCAGCUGUGUGAGGGAAACACCGGGGUUUGCAUGAACGGAGUCUGCCAAAGUCCAGAUCGCUGGUGCCGAAAAAUCUUUGGGAAGCAUUCAAAAAGUGGGCCUCCACAGUGCUAUGAAGAAAUUAAUGGUCAGAAGGACAGGAUGGGGCAUUGCGGCUCCUCUACACAAGGAUAUGAGAUCUGUCAGUGGCAAGACCUCCGGUGUGGCAAACUGGUGUGUGAAUACCCAAGCAAAAAGCCAUUCAUUAUUGACAACGCAGCGAUCAUUUACACGAAGGUGCAGAAUCGCCUGUGCGUCACCUUAGACUCCAUGAAGGGGCCAGGCGUGAAGGAUCCCUACUUGGUUCACGAUGGUACUGGCUGUGGCCCAAACAAGAUUUGCUUGAACCAGAAGUGUGUGGAUCGGGCCGCCAUCCCAAUAAAUUGCGACGCACAGAAGAAAUGUCACAGCAAAGGCGUGUGCAAUAACAAGGGAAAUUGCCACUGCAAUCCUGGCUGGGCUCCACCCGACUGCACCAGGGAAGACAGAGGAGGCUUGGGAGGAAGCAUCGACAGCUACUUCCGAAGCGGUAUGAUUGUGGGUGAAUCCCAUGCUGUUAGUCCCAAGAUGAGGAACUGGCUUCUGGUGGGGUUCUGUGUUUUCCUGCCUGUCGUCAUUGGUGCCGUCAUCUUGAUGGUGAAAUGGAAAGCGUAUUUGCCCUGGAAUGUGAAAGAGGGCGAAGAAGGAGAAGGAGAAGGAGGAGAAGAAGAAGAAGAAGAAAAUGAAGAAGAGGAGGAGGAGUCUGAAAGUGAAAGAUCUCAGGAAGCAAGUCAAGAGACUGUGAGCGUAUAACCAAGGACGGCAAAACCCGGAGAUAUGGUUACUGUACGGCCACGUGGAUGCCGAAAGCAGCCUUGAGUCUUUUCUUGCCUUCCAGAUGUUCAAAGCAGCAAAUCGCGCUGAUCUGGAACACAUCUGCCUACUGAUGCAAGCCAAUGCAUCUUGAGACCACUUCAGUUUCUACAAUAAAUGGCAUUUAUUCUAAAAAUGUAACUAAAA
Molecule: messenger RNA, 2690 nt
Organism: Hemicordylus capensis (graceful crag lizard)
Lineage: Eukaryota; Metazoa; Chordata; Lepidosauria; Squamata; Cordylidae
Product: disintegrin and metalloproteinase domain-containing protein 18-like
Exons: 21
Coding region: 225-2483 (752 amino acids)
Biological process (GO): cell adhesion; binding of sperm to zona pellucida; proteolysis
Cellular component (GO): plasma membrane
Molecular function (GO): metalloendopeptidase activity
Source: RefSeq, a predicted model, not a curated record